Musa acuminata AAA Group (dessert banana) is the source of this 4857-nucleotide messenger RNA. RefSeq lists its product as uncharacterized. Lineage: Eukaryota; Viridiplantae; Streptophyta; Magnoliopsida; Zingiberales; Musaceae. The coding region runs from base 260 to 4564 and encodes 1434 amino acids. The record is from RefSeq and is a predicted model, not a curated record. The transcript has 22 exons.
CUUUUUCCUCAGUUCUCUCGCCAGCGGCCUUAAAAGAUACCCCCAACGCGUCGUGCGAUUCGCGUCGCGCUCCUCGCUGUUCUCUCCCACCGAAUUUAGCCGAGCAAGCGAGGAAAGAGCGAAGGGGAAAGGGGAAAGGGGGAGGAAACCCCGAACUCCAACCCUCGGGCUGAGGGGCCUUCUCAUGCCCUAAUCCCCCCCUCCGAUCGACGGCCCUAGGGUUUCUCCCCGUUCUGAUGAGCUUCGCCUCCCCUCGCCCAUGGCCGCCGCGUAUUUCCUUCGCGUCCUCCUCCUCCUCCUUCUCUUCGCCCUUUUCGUCUCUCCCGAGAUCGGCAGUUCCCGGUUGGCUUUCGCUCUUGAGGAUCGCGGGGAGCGGUUCUCGAUCUUGAACUACGAGUCGCUGUGGCACGAUUACUCGCCGCCGGCACCGCCACCGUCGCCGCCCGACCCACCGUCCUCCUCUUGCGAGGCCGACCUUGGCGGCACCGGCGACUUUGACACCCUCUGCGAGCUCCACACCAGCGUGGAGCUCUCCAGCGACUUCUUUGCUAAGGCGAAUGGCAGCUUCGUCCUUUACCCGGAUGUUGUGCUUAGCUGCCCCGUCGCCGGGUGCUCCAUCGUUGUCAAUCUUACUGGGGAAGUCAGGAUCGGGCGCAACGCCAAGAUUGUGGCUGGGGGUGUCCGUGUUGGGGCGGGCAACAUGAGCCUCGCCGAUGGUGCGGCCAUUGAUACGACGGCUCUGGCAGGGGAUCCGCCGCCCCGGACUAGUGGGUCCCCUGCCGGGAUUAAUGGGGAUGGCGGUGGGCAUGGCGGCCGGGGUGCGAGCUGCGUGGUGAAAGAGGAUCAGACCCAAGAGGACUCCUGGGGUGGGGAUGCAUACUCGUGGUCGACGCUCACAGAGCCUGUUAGCUAUGGCAGCAAGGGUGGUUCAACGAGCAGGGAGAAGGAUUAUGGGGGAGGAGGGGGUGGGCGGGUCUACCUGUUGGUCAAGGAUGCGCUUGAGGUUAAUGGAAGUAUUACUGCUGAUGGUGGCGAGGGUGGCUCCCUGGGUGGUGGAGGCUCGGGUGGGAGCAUCUUCAUUAACGCAGCAAAAAUGAGGGGCACAGGCAAAAUAAGUGCUUCAGGUGGUAGUGGUUUGGCUGGUGGUGGAGGAGGGCGUGUUUCUAUUGAAGUUUUCAGCUGGCAUGAUGACCCACAUGUUUUUGUUCAUGGUGGAAAGAGUUUCGGUUGUCCUGAAAAUGCUGGUGCUGCAGGGACUCUUUAUGAUGCAGUUCCUAAAAGCCUUAUAGUUAGCAACCAUAACUUGUCUACACAGACUGAUACACUUCUAUUAGAAUUUCCGUAUCAGCCACUUUGGACAAAUGUUUUGAUUAGAAAUUGUGCCAAAGUUGCUGUUCCUUUACUUUGGAGUCGUGUACAGGUUCAAGGACAACUAAGCCUACUUUGUGGUGGUAUAUUAACAUUUGGUCUGACUCAUUAUCCUUACUCUGAGUUUGAGCUUAUGGCUGAAGAACUUUUGAUGAGUGACUCAAUAAUUAAGGUGUUUGGGGCUUUACGAAUGUCAGUGAAGAUGCUCUUGAUGUGGAAUUCCAAAAUAUUUAUUAAUGGUGGUCGAGAUACAUUAGUUGCAACAUCAUUGCUUGAGGCGAGUAAUUUGAUUGUUCUGAAGGAAUCAUCUGUGAUACACUCUAAUGCCAAUCUAGGAGUUCAUGGUCAAGGCCUGCUCAAUUUAUCUGGACCAGGAGAUCUAAUUGAGGCACAACGGUUGAUAUUGUCACUCUUUUACAGCAUUCAUGUUGGGCCUGGAUCCAUUUUGCGUGGUCCACUGAUAAAUGCAACUACUGAUGACAUGGCCCCAAGGCUUGAUUGUGAGAAAAAAGAUUGUCCUUUGGAAUUAGUUCAUCCACCGGAGGAUUGCAAUGUGAAUUCUUCACUAUCUUUCACCCUCCAGGUUUGUCGUGUUGAAGAUAUUGAUGUUGCUGGCCUUGUUCAAGGAACUGUUGUUCAUUUCCAUAGAGCACGAAGUGUUUUUGUGCACCCUACAGGAAAAAUUAGUGCAACUGGUUUGGGAUGCAAAGGUGGUGUUGGACGUGGGAAUAUAUUGGGGAAUGGUCUUGGUGGUGGUGGUGGUCACGGUGGGAAGGGUGGAGAUGGUUGUCAUGAUGGGGUUGUUGUUAAGGGUGGCAUUGCUUACGGAAAUGCUGAUUUGCCAUGCGAGCUUGGUAGUGGUAGUGGUAAUGAUACUGUACCAACCUCAACUGCUGGUGGUGGUAUCAUAGUGAUGGGUUCAAUGGAGCGUUCACUAGCAAGUUUGUCAGUUUAUGGCUCUGUUGAAGCAGAUGGGGAAAAUUUCAGGGAAGCAGCCACUGGCUCAUCGGAUGGAGGGCCUGGUGGAGGAUCUGGUGGUACUGUUCUUCUGUUUCUGCAUUCUUUGACCCUUGGUGGUUCUUCUGUCCUUUCAAGUGUUGGUGGACAUGGUAGUUGUGGUGGGGGAGGUGGUGGUGGCGGAAGGAUUCACUUCCACUGGUCUGACAUUCCUACUGGUGAUGAAUAUCUUCCAGUUGCAAAUGGAAAGGGGAAAAUAAACACAUGGGGAGGCAUGAGCAGAGGCUCUGGUUUGCCAGGGGAAAAUGGAACACUUACUGGGAAAACAUGCCCCAAGGGGCUUUAUGGAAUUUUUUGUGAGGAAUGCCCUUUGGGAACCUUUAAGAAUGUCACUGGAUCUGAUGAAGCUCUAUGUUACCCAUGCCCCUCUAAUGAACUUCCUCAUCGUGCUGUAUACACAAAUGUUCGAGGAGGUGUCGCUAAAACCCCUUGUCCGUACAAAUGUGUUUCUGAAAGAUAUCACAUGCCACACUGUUAUACAGCUCUUGAAGAGUUGAUAUACACUUUUGGUGGACCAUGGUUGUUUGGUCUUCUUCUUUCUGGUCUUCUUGUCUUGCUAGCCCUAGUUCUGAGCGUUGCACGGAUGAAAUUCGUUGGUAUGGAUGAGUUACCAGGUCCCGCUCCAACUCAACCCGGGUCUCAUAUUGAUCAUUCAUUCCCAUUUCUGGAGUCAUUGAAUGAGGUUUUGGAAACAAACAGGGCUGAGGAGUCCCAGAGUCAUGUUCAUAGAAUGUACUUCAUGGGUCCAAAUACCUUUAGUGAACCUUGGCAUCUUCCACAUUCUCCUCCCAAACAAAUUAUAGAAAUUGUAUAUGAGGAUGCAUAUAAUAGAUUUGUUGACGAGAUAAAUGCCCUUGCUGCUUAUCAGUGGUGGGAAGGAGCAAUCUACAGCAUUUUGUGUCUACUUGCUUAUCCCCUCGCCUGGUCAUGGCAGCAGUGGCGGCGGAGAAAGAAGUUACAACUACUGCGUGAAUUUGUUCGGUCUGAGUAUGAUCAUGCAUGCCUACGUUCUUGCCGUUCACGUGCUCUUUAUGAAGGGCUUAAGGUGGCCGCAACACCAGAUUUAAUGCUUGGAUAUUUAGAUUUUUUUCUUGGUGGAGAUGAAAAGAGACCGGAUCUUCCUCCCCGUCUCCAUCAAAGAUUUCCAAUUUGUCUAAUUUUUGGAGGUGAUGGAAGUUAUGCAGCUCCCUUUCUGCUACACAGUGACAAUGUUCUGACCAGCCUUAUGAGUCAGGCUGUACCACCAACAAUAUGGUACAGGCUGGCAGCUGGAUUGAAUGCACAGUUGCGAUUAGUUCGUCGUGGGCACCUCAAAGUUACAUUCAUGCCUGUACUCAGCUGGCUUGAAAGUCAUGCAAAUCCUUAUUUGAGACAGCAUGGUGUUUGUGUUCAUCUAGCCUGGUUUCGAGCCACGGCAUUAGGCUAUUGUCAAUUUGGUCUUGUGGUGUAUGCUGUGGAAGGAGAAACUGAGAGUACAAUUGAUGGUGGUUCCAGAACCUUGAAAAUGGAUCAAUCUUCAAGAGUUCACAGUCCUCAGAGGGACAAUAAACCUGGUGGUACAAUGAACAGAGAAGCUGUUCUACAUAAAAGGAUAAGUGGAGGAGUUCUAGAUUCUUCUAGCCUGCGAAUGCUUGAAGAGAAGAAAAAAGAUUUAUUUUACCCUUUCUCUCUCAUUGUGCAUAAUACUAAACCUGUUGGGCAUCAGGAUCUUGUUGGUUUGGUUAUAUCAAUAUUGCUCUUAGCAGAUUUCAGCUUGGUAUUGCUUACUUUGCUACAGCUAUAUUCGUUUUCAAUGGUGGACAUCUUUUUAGUUUUGUUUGUUCUUCCCCUUGGUAUACUGUCACCAUUUCCUGCUGGAAUCAAUGCUCUUUUUAGUCAUGGACCUCGACGAUCAGCCGGCCUUGCACGUGUAUAUGCCCUGUGGAACAUUGCAUCUCUGAUUAAUGUCAUUGUGGCCUUCAUAUGUGGUUUUGUUCAUUACAAGUCAUCAAGUCGAAAACAUCAAAACCUACAACCAUGGAAUUUGGGCGUGGAUGAGAGUGGAUGGUGGCUGUUUCCAGCUGGCCUCGUUCUGUGUAAAUGUAUCCAAGCAAGACUUGUUGACUGGCAUGUGGCAAAUUUGGAGAUUCAGGACCGAUCAUUGUAUAGUAAUGAUCCAACACUAUUCUGGCAGUCUUGACAUAUUUGACUUAGCAUUACUGGAGUUAGAAGCGACUCUGAUAUUUUUUUGCUCUUUUGGAGUUACCAUGCGAGGGAAAUAGGAAAAUCAUGUUUUUUUUUUCUUUUUUCUUUUUUUUUCAUCUCUGCAUCAGGCCCUAUUUAGCAAUCAGAUGCAGAGUACACCCCUCAUGAAUAUUGUGCAGUCACAGUUUUCACCUUUUUUUAUUUUGUAUAUAACGACCUAAUAUUCAUUCUUUGUACACAAUCAAGUUAUGCUGACAUUAUAAAGUGACACUUGUGCUAACGAAGAAA